Messenger RNA from Bacidia gigantensis, 360 nucleotides. It is a transcript of the gene ATG8, whose product is annotated as ubiquitin-like protein atg8. The record is from RefSeq and is a predicted model, not a curated record. The transcript has 3 exons. NCBI's taxonomy places the organism in Eukaryota, Fungi, Ascomycota, Lecanoromycetes, Lecanorales, Ramalinaceae. Gene Ontology annotation, molecular function: phosphatidylethanolamine binding. Gene Ontology annotation, cellular component: autophagosome; fungal-type vacuole membrane; cytosol. Gene Ontology annotation, biological process: cellular response to nitrogen starvation; macroautophagy. The coding region runs from base 1 to 360 and encodes 119 amino acids.
AUGCGAUCCAAGUUCAAGGACGAGCAUCCGUUCGAAAAGCGCAAGGCAGAAGCAGAACGCAUUCGCCAAAAAUAUGCAGACCGCAUUCCAGUCAUUUGCGAAAAGGUAGAGAAAUCAGACAUUGCGACUAUCGACAAAAAGAAGUAUCUGGUCCCAUCCGACCUUACUGUCGGUCAGUUCGUAUAUGUCAUCCGCAAACGCAUCAAGCUCUCUCCAGAAAAAGCCAUUUUCAUCUUCGUCGAUGAGGUUCUCCCGCCUACUGCAGCUCUAAUGAGCUCGAUCUAUGAAGAACACAAAGAUGAAGACGGGUUUUUGUACAUCACAUAUUCUGGGGAGAAUACCUUUGGUGGCGCUGCCUAA